AUGCUACUCAUCUGGGCUACGUUCGCUCGACCCGCGCCUCGCGCCGAGCCCACGCAGCACCCGUCCACGCCCGAGGCCCGGCACGCCUCUCACCUGUUUCGGAGGCGGCCACCGUCACCUCCCAGAGUCAAGCGCCUGGUGGUCGACAAGGUGCCUGGCAGUUUCCCUGCCCCCGCCUUUCUGUACACCUUUGGGUCCGCCCAGUACGUGUGCUACUAUGACGCCGCGCACUGGUUGACGGUAGCGAAGCGGACUCUCGACACGCAGGUGGAUCUACGCUCGAGCCACAGGUGGAUCUACGCUCGACUCCCCACACAAAUCGCCUGGGACUCGCACAACAGCAUCACUCUGGCGGUGGACCGGAACGGCCACGUUCACCUCUCUGGCAAUAUGCACUGCGUGAUGCUGAUCUACUUCCGCAGCCGCGAGCCAGGGAACAUCAGCACCUUUGAGCGUCUGCCCAUGACUGGUAAAGAGGAGAGCGUCGUCAGCUACCCAAACUUCAUGAAGGGACGCGAUGGGGCGCUCCUGUUCAACUACCGCCAUGGGCACCCAGGAAGGGGCAUCAUCGUCGUAAACAGGUACCACUCGAGGACGCGGACUUGGUCGCGGAUGAUGGCGCGGCCCUUACUCGAUGGUGAAGGCAGACGCAGCGCCUACAAUUCACAACCCCGGCGCGGGCCUGACGGUCGCUUCCACAUGGUAUGGCUGUGGAGGGAUCGGGCAAGCUGCGACACCAACCACGACCUCUCGUACGCGCGCAGCCCGGACCUGGUGCACUGGGAGACCGCCACCGGCGAGUCCGUCUCGCUCCCCCUGCGCCUGUCCAACCGCUCGCUCGUCGUCGAUCCGGUCCCCACGCGGUCUGGCCUGAUCAACGGCGGCACACCGCUCAGUUUCGACACGUACGGUCGGCCUGUGAUUGCCUACCACAAGCAUGAUGCCAACAGGAGCAUGCAGAUCUACGUUGCCCGCUUGGAGGAAGGGAUAUGGGUGCGCAGGCAACUCACAGGCUGGGACCAGGAGGUGCUCUUCCGGGGAGUCGGCUCAAUGGGGUUUGUCGGCAUUGCAAUCUCGAAACUUACGAGGGUCGCGCCCGGGGUCCUGGCCUUGAGCUAUCGCCACAAGCACUACGGGUCAGGGCGGAUCACGCUCGACGAGCGGACGCUCGCGCCCCUCCCAAAUGACCGCGUGAGCUUCCCGUGCCUCCCAAGGCAGCUGGACACGAUCCGAAGCGACUUUGUAGGGGCAAAUCACGCAGCAUACAAGGGCAUGUCGAAGCGCUGGACGGUGGACCGUGGCGAGCCAAAUCCUGCGGCGCGCGUGCAGUACGUCCUACAGCACGAGACGCUCGGCACCAACAAGGACAAGCAGCCCGCGAAGCUGGCGCCAGAUAGCGAACUAGAGCUGCUCGAGCUGCGCGGCGUGCCGGUGCAGUUCGAUGGCGAAGCCGAGUUUGCCGUAUGGGGCCUGCCCGAAAGCGGAAGGAUUGACAACUGCACCGUGUGCGGCUCCUGUGACGCUGCCACACCCACGUCUCGUGUGCCCAUCACGAUGGCAAUGGCUGCGCGUCUCCUCGAGCCCAAGAACCUGACCGAGGCCGACAUCCACGCCCGGCAGGCCUCCAUCCCCUCGACCAAGACGAGGAGCCGCCGCCCCUCAUACCUGUCAGCGGAGGACUUGCCGGGAACCGGCGACACGAGCCCAAAUCAGGAGCCUCCUGAGCAGCCGCCCCGCCCGCCGAGCGCCGGCGAGGCUGACCCGGACGCGCGCAAGGCCGCAUCGGCAAAGGCGAAGCCAAUCCGCUGGGAGCCGUACGUCGAGCGCCCCGAGGAGGCGUACCCCGUUUCGGAGCCGGCAACCCCGGCCACCGCGCCAGAGCCGAGGACGGAGGCGGUGGGCGACGCAGUGAUCCGCGCAAUGCUCGACCAGCUGCGUGAGGAGCGCGAGAGGGUCAAGCGCCUCGAGGCAAAGCUGGCCGACGCCACGGCCAAGGCGCAGGAGAUGGAGCUUCGCGCGGUCCGCGCAGAGGCGCGGCUCGAGGCCAAUGGCGCCCUCACCCAGUGA
Messenger RNA from Emiliania huxleyi CCMP1516, 2067 nucleotides. RefSeq lists its product as hypothetical. The record is from RefSeq and is a predicted model, not a curated record. Bases 1 to 2067 code for a protein of 688 amino acids. NCBI's taxonomy places the organism in Eukaryota, Haptophyta, Isochrysidales, Noelaerhabdaceae. The transcript is spliced from 3 exons.